Scomber japonicus (chub mackerel) is the source of this 807-nucleotide messenger RNA. RefSeq lists its product as uncharacterized. The transcript is spliced from 5 exons. Gene Ontology annotation, molecular function: cytokine activity. Gene Ontology annotation, cellular component: extracellular region. Gene Ontology annotation, biological process: immune response; macrophage differentiation; myeloid cell development. The record is from RefSeq and is a predicted model, not a curated record. Bases 1 to 807 code for a protein of 268 amino acids. NCBI's taxonomy places the organism in Eukaryota, Metazoa, Chordata, Actinopteri, Scombriformes, Scombridae.
AUGGGGGAUCAGCUGCCCCCUUCUCUGCUGCCUGGCUGCUUGGGUGAAGGGCUGUCCAAAUACCCUUUGGGUGCCGUAAGGGUCCAGAGGACUCACAAUGACAGCACAAAGACAGUUUCACCUCAACCUCAGUCUGCCUGUUUCCCAAAAGAAACGCCCCAGUCUUUUAAAAGACAUUUUGUUUUCGCUUUCCCCUACUACAUGAGUGACCUCGUCCACAGCGCUCCUCUUCCGGAGCUCCAAGGCGGACAGAGCGCACUUGUUGCGGAUCCGAAAUUUCAGGAAAUUGUGCAGAGAAGCCGCAGUUUAACAGAGAAGAUCCUGCUCUCCAUCCCCGAGACGCACAAAUCCUGCAUUCAUACAGAGACCCUGAAACUCAAUUCCUCAGAAAAUGCAAAGCUUGGGAUAAUGGCAUCCAACAUUGGCAUCCAGUCUCCUCCUGUACUCAGAGUUGUGUCAGAAAGCUUCUCUUUGGACACCAAUUUGAAACGGAUGUCUGAGGGUCUUCAGCUUCACCGGGACCUGCUGAACUCUGUCGCUCCUCGGCUGGAGAAUAAAGACAGAGUGACUGAGCUGACAGCUGAUAUCAGAGAUCUCAACAUGCAGAUCAAUAAGCUGUUGAAGAUGCUCCAAACAGAGACUGUGGCUCAACCGACUCCAACCCCUGUGGCCUUACGUCUCCCAGGGGAAUAUGAGGUUCAGGUGGCAGCACACCUGACCCUGGUGCAGCUGCAGUCCUUUGGGCAAGACAUGGUCCGCCAUCUCAGGAGUAUUGACCAGAGCAACGAAGAGGAAACCGAGAGCUGA